Messenger RNA from Camellia sinensis, 1311 nucleotides. The record is from RefSeq and is a predicted model, not a curated record. NCBI's taxonomy places the organism in Eukaryota, Viridiplantae, Streptophyta, Magnoliopsida, Ericales, Theaceae.
AUGGAAGUUGUGAGCAUUAUGUUCUAUUGGGGUGGAAAGAUUUUGCGCAAUCGUGAUGAAGGUGUGUCAUACGACACCGAACCUCAGGGGUUGUAUAAUGUGCACAGGGGGAUAACAUUGGGCGAGUUGGAGGCUAUGAUGGUGUCGAAGGUUGGUACGCAUGGGGAAAUAAUGCGAUUAGAGUUUAAAUGUAGACUCCUAUGUCGGGGGAAGUAUAGGUUGCUGCCAAUCAAAGAUAAUGAGACCUUAAGUAAUGUCUUAGAGCUCCCACAUAGACAAGGUCCAAGUGCUCCGACAACGUAUAAUCCGAUGGUUCUUACAACCCCAUAUCCCCACUGGAAUGAAGAAUGUCCACCGAUUUGUAAUGUUCAACAUACAACGGAGACGACUGUCCAAAAUUAUGCAUCCUCCGAUGAUACAGUGCCAUUGUUUGACGAGCUUGGAGUAAGUGAUGAAGAUUCCGUGGAAGAUGUGGAUGGCGCAUGGAAAGGUGCAGACAAUGACUCCGGUGAUGACGAAGUUGGAGGGCAUCAUGAUAUGCAGGAGCCAUUGUGGGACUUUGAAACUGCUCAUUUGGAGAAAGGAAUGAUAUUUACUGAUAAGAAAAGACUAGUGCACGCUGUUCAGUUGUAUAACCUGAAGCACAAUCGAGAAUGCAAGGUCGUAGAAUCCAAAGGAAACAGUUGGGUGGCCGAGUGCAAGCACGGCUGCAACUGGAGGGUUCGGGCAAUGAAGUUGAAAGACAAAGAUUUCUUUCAAAUUAGAAGGUUUGAAGUGCCGCAUCAGUGUGUGUACCCUAGAAUGAAUAGGGACAAUUGCAACCUCAAGUCCGAGGUCAUUGCUCAUUUCAUCAAGGCACAAAUUGCGAUAUCACCAGAAUUGCCUCUUGCUACCAUAAUUGAGGUUGUGAAUGAGAAGUUUCAGUUCACUAUAUCAUAUAAGAAAGCGUGGCUUGCAAGGACGAAGGCAGUUGCAAUGGUGUUUGGUGACUGGGACGAAUCGUACCGAAGGUUGCCUAGAUAUAUGGCUGCAUUGCAGGCAUUCAAUCCAGGCACAGUUGUCAUGUGGGACAUGAUUCUGAAUUUGCACUCUACCUCAAUCGGAACUGAAAUGUACAUGAACUAUGUGUUCUGGGCAUUUAAACCUGCAAUAGAAGGCUUCAAGUAUUGUCGUCCAGUGAUAUACAUUGACAGCACACACUUGUAUGGGAAAUACGAAGGGAAGAUUGUUGCGGCCACUGCAGUGACUGCUGCGGACAAGAUUGUACCUCUUGCCUUUGCCGUUGUUGACAAGGAGAUGAUCGAGAGUUGA